This is a messenger RNA of Suricata suricatta (meerkat), 1964 nucleotides long. It is a transcript of the gene GOLGA7, whose product is annotated as golgin A7. Gene Ontology annotation, cellular component: palmitoyltransferase complex; Golgi stack. Lineage: Eukaryota; Metazoa; Chordata; Mammalia; Carnivora; Herpestidae. The record is from RefSeq and is a predicted model, not a curated record. The transcript is spliced from 6 exons. Gene Ontology annotation, biological process: Golgi to plasma membrane protein transport; peptidyl-L-cysteine S-palmitoylation; protein targeting to membrane. Bases 126 to 539 code for a protein of 137 amino acids.
GCAGCCUCACUAGCGUCGCUUUACGGCCGAGGAGAGGGUGGGUCCUCGCCUCGAGGAAAGACGCCGAACUGAGGGGCGGGGAAAGAGGCCUUUUGCGGCAAGACCGCGCCCGUUCUGUCCUCGCCAUGAGGCCGCAGCAGGCGCCGGUGUCCGGGAAGGUAUUCAUUCAGCGAGACUACAGCAGUGGCACACGCUGCCAGUUCCAGACCAAGUUCCCCGCGGAGCUGGAGAACCGGAUCGAUAGACAGCAGUUUGAAGAAACAGUUCGAACUCUAAAUAACCUUUAUGCAGAAGCAGAGAAGCUUGGGGGCCAAUCAUAUCUUGAAGGCUGUUUGGCUUGCUUAACCGCCUACACCAUCUUCUUAUGCAUGGAAACUCAUUAUGAGAAGGUUCUGAAGAAAGUGUCCAAAUACAUUCAGGAGCAGAAUGAGAAGAUAUAUGCUCCGCAAGGCCUCCUCCUGACAGAUCCCAUUGAGAGAGGACUCCGAGUUAUUGAAAUCACCAUUUAUGAAGACAGAGGCAUGAGCAGUGGGAGAUAAACCAUACAAUUAAAGAUCCCUUCUCCAGCUGGGACCCUCAUCUAUCCACUGGCCGAUCGCAGAGUGUCCCCUACCUCCUCUCCAGAGCAUCAUUCCUUUGUAUCUGCUGCCAGAGCCACGGUGCCAUUUACUCCAAGGACUAACUUUCUAAAAUUCCACACCUGGAGUGACCUCUAGUCGCUCAGCAUCCACUUUGUGUCUCCAAAUUGUGUAGGACUCUGUAAUCUUUUGAUUAGUUUCUGAGAAAACACAAUGAAGCAUUUCACUUUUUUUAUUCAAAACCGUAAAUAAAAUAAGCCGUUGGUCAGUCCAACACAAAGUUGAUUUCUUCCCUGCCGCCAGGACGGUGUUCCCUCGUUCCUGGGGCCAGCUUCCCAGGUGGCGUGAGACUUCAGCGAGUCCCCUCUCAGCCAGUGUUCAGACUUCUUUCCCCCAAAGUCAGAAAAUGCUUUUCUCCAGGAUUGGGGUGAAAGGUAGGCUGCGUCUGUGGCUUUGCUGACGCGUCUCUCAGAUCUCAGAGAACUACCAGUUUUGCCAUGGCCAGAAUCUUAAAGAUCUAUUUCUGCUGUUCAGUUUCUCCAGCUGAAAUUCAUUGGAAAAAUAAUGUAUGUUACUUGUUUUAUUAUAGCAAUUAUUCUUAAUUAAAACAGUAUUUAAUGCAAUUUCCAGUUAUUUUUCUUUGGAGAAUUUUAUAUUUGCGUUACCUUGAAUGUUGGGAAGAUGCAGUAUGUGUUGUGUGUUCCUUACAACAAUAAGUAAGCACAAUAAAGUGGAUGCUAAACCAUCAAACACAUAAAUGUCCCUGCUGUGUCCCUGAAUGUGUAAUAAGCAAGUAUAAUAAAUAUUUUAAUUAUAGUUUUGUUAUAAAUAUAACUUAUGAGAAAAAAAUUUGAUAGGAAUAAUACCAUAUAUUGCUAAUUUUUAACUGUCCCUACUGGCAAACCUUAUGAUUCAUAGACUUUCCUCAUAUACAGUAUUCAGUGCACAGAAAUCUUAGGAUUGGUUCAAGUACAGUAAGUUCAGUGAAUUCCAACUAAAACUCUCAAGUCCAAGUCCGUGUUUAUAGUUCUUCUGGCUAUAUGUUCUUAGUGUUAAGGUUUCCUAGGCCCUUCAUUCAUCUUUGGGGUUUUGAGAGCACUGGAUUUGCAAGAAAGUUAAGAAAUAUAUUAGGAAAGAAUGAAACAGUUUAAAGUUUUACUUUCAGAGAUACUGUAGGUGCUAAUACUGGAUUUAAUCUUUCAGAUUUAGUUUCUUUUAUGGAUCUGUUAGUUAUUCAGUAAAUCCCAUCCGUCUGUGUAAUAUUUUAAUUGUAUAAAAUUCCUUUGUUACUUUACAGCCUGUAAUAGUGUGUCUGUCUGCCUUUUAAACCUGUUGCAAUAACUUUGCUGAAAUAAUAACACAUUAGUAAAACUUUUCUUAAACAAA